AUGGGCUGUCCUACAAAAUCCUCAACUCUUAAGCUCAUUGUUCCUGCGGCCAUUCUUCUUCUCGUAGCAAUCCUCUUCUCUUUUUAUUAUGGAAGCCCAAAACAUUCAUCGUCCGACACAGGAUUUCGUGACGACAAACAAGUGAUCCCAAUCGUCGGCGCGGUCGGACCGGAGAGCUUCGCGUUCGACCCCAACGGCGGCGGCCCUUAUACUGGCGUGUCCGACGGCCGGAUAAUCAAGUGGCACCGGAACGAAAGCCGGUGGGUUGAUUUCGCCAUCACGUCGCCGGAGAGAAAUGGGUGUGGAGGUGCAGGAGAUGAUAGUGCGAGGGAGCACGUAUGUGGGCGGCCAUUGGGUCUCCAUUUUGACAAAAAGAAUGGACAUCUUAUGGUUGCCGAUGCCUAUAUGGGCCUUCUUGCCGUGACACCAAACGGCGGCAUUGCAACUCCGGUGGCUAAACAGGCCGAAGGAGUCCCCUUUGGAUUCACCAACUCUCUGGACAUUGAUCAGGCAACUGGAGUCGUCUUUUUCACUGAUAGCAGCACCAAAUACCAAAGAAGGAAUUAUAUUUCUGCGAUAGUUAGCGGUGACGACACGGGGAGGCUAAUGAAAUACGAUCCUGAAACCAACCAAAUCUCCGUCAUUCUCCGCAACCUCAAGUUCCCCAACGGCGUCUCCCUAAGCAAAGACGGCGACUUCCUCGUCGUCGCAGAAACCACGACAUGCAGGAUACUGAAGCUGUGGCUCAAAGCUCCAAAAACAGGGGAAGUGGAAACCAUAGCCCAACUCCCAGGAUUCCCAGACAACAUUAAAAGGAACCACAGAGGCGAGUUCUGGGUGGGAGUUCAUUCCAGGAGGAAAACAUUCAUGAAAUGGGCACUGUCGAAAUCUUGGGUUGGGAAUGCUUUGGUCAAACUCCCCUUUGAUCUUACCAAGGCUUAUUCGUAUGUGGGCAGUGUUGUUGGUGGAUAUGGGUUUGGAGUGAGGAUGAAUGGGAAUGGAGAUGUUUUGGAGGUUUUGGAAGGUGUUAAUGGGAGGAGAUGGAAGUAUGUUAGUGAGAUUAUUGAGGAAGAAGAUGGGAAUUUGUGGAUUGGAUCUGUGAAAAUGCCAUUUGCAGUUAAAGAAAAUAUAUCAACAUAGGCGUCACAUUAUAUGACUUACUUUUAGUCAUAAACUUUUAAAUUGAACAUUAGUGAUUCUUCAAUUUUAACACUUACCCAUGGUCCUUCAAUUAUCACAAUACUCAAAUGGUAUUAAAAUUUAAAAGUCGAAGGACCAUGCUUAUAAGUGAUCAAUUUGAUAGUUUAGAAGUAAACGUGACAAAAUUAUUGGAGGACCUCAUAUGACAUUAACUUGACAUUAUAUUAUUAUUAAUCUUUAAUUUA
Molecule: messenger RNA, 1385 nt
Organism: Ipomoea triloba (trilobed morning glory)
Lineage: Eukaryota; Viridiplantae; Streptophyta; Magnoliopsida; Solanales; Convolvulaceae
Product: protein STRICTOSIDINE SYNTHASE-LIKE 2-like
Exons: 3
Coding region: 1-1140 (379 amino acids)
Biological process (GO): biosynthetic process
Molecular function (GO): strictosidine synthase activity
Source: RefSeq, a predicted model, not a curated record